Molecule: messenger RNA, 1785 nt
Organism: Rhododendron vialii
Lineage: Eukaryota; Viridiplantae; Streptophyta; Magnoliopsida; Ericales; Ericaceae
Product: putative F-box/kelch-repeat protein At3g17540
Exons: 2
Coding region: 378-1031 (217 amino acids)
Molecular function (GO): protein binding
Source: RefSeq, a predicted model, not a curated record
UCUCUCUCUCUCUCUCUCCCCCAUGAUGAAACCUCUACCAAGUCAAAAAAAAAAAUUUUUAAUGUCGAACCUGGAUGAUGAGUCCAGAUCUUCUGUCCGACCCCUUUAGGACAGGCGUCUUCCCACCCUCUCAGCCGUUCAUCUCACAAAUCAACAGUUGAGAUGACGAUGAUGGACUGAGUAAAGUGCUAAAUCAUUCGUGUGGCCCGAAUUGAAGUUCAAGGCUCUCCGAGUAACCCAAUACAAGUACCAAGAAUCAAGAUACUAGUAUGUCUAAUCAUCAGCUUAUGAGGAUCAUGUUGUGUUUGAUUCAAUGUUGGGUGUCCUUGGUGGAUUCGUCAUCAAGGUUGUAUUGUAGUUUCUUGUAUCCUCAUUAGAUGACUGCAGGAGCAGUUCUAAAUGGGAGAGCAGGUCGCAAAAACUAUAAACUGGUUCCCUGUUCGAAGAAAAAGAAGAUGAGCGGUGAAUCUUCUCUGCCUGAUGAGCUGAUAUUCGACAUCCUUGUUUGUCUUCCGGCCUAUGUUCUUUACAAAUCAACGAGGUACGUUUGUUGGCAGUGGUAUGAAAUCAUCCACGAUCCUCUCUUCUGCAAGGAACAACUCCUUCGUUCCAGUUCCAGCUUGUUAAUGCAAUACUCCUAUACUCCACAUACUGGUGAAUUUGCAGAGUUUGGGGAAAUGAGUGCUACAGCUAUAGAGAUAAAUUUUAUGUUUCCUAACCGGGUUUUGUCUACCUGCAAUGGGCUAGUACUGUUUUGCAAUCCACAUGAUCCUUCAACAUUGCAUGUAGCUAAUCCUCUCACGAAGCAAACGGUAACUGUUCCUCCAUUUAAAUGCCAUCCAGAUGGCUCUUGUAUCUCAUUUGCUUGUGCUUAUUCGAAGAUGGAGUAUAAAGUGCUGUGCACCUAUGGGCCUGAUGGGGGCAAACACAAUUGCAUGAUGUUAACUCUGGGCAAAGAUCAUGCAUGGAAACCGAUCAAAAGUUGUCUGAUCGAGGUUGGAGUAUGGUCAGAGAUUGUCCAUUAUCUGUAGGACAAUUUCUCUACUGGGCUGAUCAUCGAGAAAAGUCUGUUGUUGCUUUGGAUGUGGAAUCUGAAUUAUUUAUUGAGUUUCCUAGCCCAGCAGUUUGGAGUUUUCAUACUCGUACUUCUAUCCUUUACGUAGAGAGAAAGAACUCUAAAGUUGCUCGGUGAUGACUUAUUGUAGAAGUUUGGCGGAUAUUUUUGUCUUGUCUGAUCCUAUGACUGGUGAGUGGAGGAUGCUCUACAAAAUCGACUUUGGUGCUCAACAUUUAUUAACCGGCAUGGAUCAUGCCUCGUUCCCUCCUUCAAGGGAUGAAGCUCUUUUUUUUGCCCCAGUUGCUUGGGUGAACAAGGGUGAUGUGCUGGUUUUGUAUGUUUCAACGCCAUUAGGUAUUGGAGGCUACUGCUUUGCUUUCAAUGUCAAGACUGGAAAUUUCUUCAAAGUUGGGGGCAAGGCGUAUCGUACCCUGAAGGGUUUUUGUUGUGGUUAUACCCAAAGCCUUGAAUCACCGACACCCACCGAGGUAACAAUUCACUAGUAGCAGUAGUUGUAGUUGUAGUGGCCAUAGAUCAAAAUCUGUGUCUUAAUGUUGUUCAUUUUUUGUUGGUACUUCGGAAAUUCAUGUCUUAAUGUUAUUCGUGUCAGCAUUAUCUAUUCCUGAACUUCCUGUGUUUGUUUGUGCAAGUGAAGGCGAGACUAUCCCAGCUAAUAAACCUUGGAUGUGUUUCUUAUUUAAGUUAACAACGUCGUUCGUGUUUUCUCA